AUGGGUUAUAAAGUGAGCCCGGAAAUUUUACAGACAGUUACAUCGGUCAUCGCCGGUGUUCCGGAGAUGGUAAAACCCACUUGGGCGGCUCCAUGCGAAUUGCGUUUGGAUGUUUGGAUUGACAAUAUUCGCAUCUCCGGUAACUCACAGGAGGUCGUCAAAUGGGAGCAGCAAGUGAGACGACGGGCAGACGAAUGUCGCGCCACUAUCGGAGAAGUGAUUUCUGUGGCACAUUCGUAUACCUUUUUGGGUGUCGUUUUCGAUCACAGUUCGCGUACCGUGGGUCUGAGCACGAAAUGUAUAGGCAAGUUGCAGGACAUCAGACCAUUAAGGUUAUGGACGGUCGCGGAAAUGGAAGUCGCGGUGUCUCGUUUCCUGUAUGCGGCGGCCAUACUGGGGGUUCGUCUGACAAAAUUUUUCUUUUUCUUGAAGGCCGUGCGGCGACGAUUAUCUGCGUUGAACCGCGGACGGCUUUCCUUAACCGCACAGGCCCGUCUCCCUCGGUCAGCAACACGAGAGGGCCGUGUCUUAUUACGAACGCUGCUCCGCAACGAGAAGCGUUUGAUCACGGAUGCCUCCCUCCAUGGAUGGGGGGCGAUCAUGUUUUUGGAAUCAGGCGAGGUCAAGAUUGCAGGCGGCACUUGGAUAACGCCGCCGGCGUUAAUAGUGCAGGCGGAGGCCAGAGCUGUACGUUUAGCUCUUCUCGCUUUUGCAGAGAUCUUGCCCCAGCACAUACAGGUUUUUGUGGACAAUACUUCUUUGCAGCAUUCCGCAAGGAAGGGGCACGCAAAAUCGUAUGCUUUGACAUGGGAGUUGCAUCGCAUUUUGAGAAUUUUGGACUCCCGAGGAGUACAAGCAUCUUUCGAGUACGUUGAAUCUCGGGACAACCCAGCGGACGGCCUGUCACGGGGCGCCGUGUUCUCUACGGUGGACUUGGCGAAGGGGGUUCAACUUGCGAAGGGGAGCGGAGGGUUCUGGAGAGGAAGGGACUCUAGAAUCUGCCACUUCGUAAGUCCUGCCGGGUAA
Trypanosoma theileri is the source of this 1026-nucleotide messenger RNA. Its product is annotated as target of rapamycin (TOR) kinase 1. NCBI's taxonomy places the organism in Eukaryota, Euglenozoa, Kinetoplastea, Trypanosomatida, Trypanosomatidae. The record is from RefSeq and is a predicted model, not a curated record. Gene Ontology annotation, molecular function: nucleic acid binding. The coding region runs from base 1 to 1026 and encodes 341 amino acids. The transcript has a single exon.